Impatiens glandulifera is the source of this 874-nucleotide messenger RNA. Its product is annotated as NEDD8-conjugating enzyme Ubc12-like. The coding region runs from base 154 to 699 and encodes 181 amino acids. The transcript has 7 exons. Gene Ontology annotation, biological process: protein neddylation. The record is from RefSeq and is a predicted model, not a curated record. Gene Ontology annotation, cellular component: nucleus. Gene Ontology annotation, molecular function: NEDD8 transferase activity. Lineage: Eukaryota; Viridiplantae; Streptophyta; Magnoliopsida; Ericales; Balsaminaceae.
CAUCAUAUUGAUUUCUUCACUCCCCUGCUUUUCAUAUCGCUUCUUUCAAUACCUAUAUAUCGAUCCGCUUUCCUUUAUAUCAGAUCCGUUUAGGUUAAGAUUCUCAAGACUCUCAACUUAUUUUCCAUUUCAACUACUGUCAACACCAGAAGUAUGAUCAAGCUCUUUAAAGUGAAGGAAAAACAAAGGGCUGAAAAUGCUAAGGGACCAACAAAUGUUAAGAAGCAAAGUCCAGGAGAAUUACGUCUCCACAAAGAUAUUGGUGAAUUGAACUUACCUAAAGGUUGUAAUAUAGAGUUUCCUAAUGGUAAAGAUGAACUAAUGAAUUUCGAAGUUACGAUACGCCCUGAUGAAGGAUACUAUCUAGGUGGAACAUUUUUAUUCACUUUUCAAGUAUCUCCAGUAUAUCCUCAUGAGCCUCCAAAGGUCAAAUGCAAAGCCAAGGUUUAUCAUCCCAAUAUUGAUUUGGAGGGAAAUGUGUGCCUCAAUAUUCUGAGGGAAGACUGGAAACCUGUUCUGAAUAUAAAUACAGUUAUCUAUGGACUCUACCAUCUUUUCACGCAACCUAACUAUGAAGACCCUCUCAACCAUGAAGCAGCCGAUGUAUUGAGAGACAACCCUAGGUUAUUUGAAUCGAAUGUCAAAAGGGCAAUGGCUGGUGGUUAUGUAGGUUCGGUUGUCUUCACCCGGUGCGUUUAGUCGACUUAUUAUUUCACAAUUCUCUUUAUUUCAACUAUUCCGCAACACGGUUGCAACUCUCUAUCUCUCUUUGUUGUGUGGGGGUGUAAUCCUAAACACCCAAUUGUUCCAUCUUUCUUUAUUGGUACCAUUGUGUUAAAAAUUCUGUUAUGUAAAAAUGUCGCAGACUUUGCUC